This is a messenger RNA of Hevea brasiliensis (rubber tree), 6573 nucleotides long. RefSeq names its product putative disease resistance RPP13-like protein 1. The coding region runs from base 459 to 4562 and encodes 1367 amino acids. NCBI's taxonomy places the organism in Eukaryota, Viridiplantae, Streptophyta, Magnoliopsida, Malpighiales, Euphorbiaceae. Gene Ontology annotation, molecular function: ADP binding. The transcript is spliced from 5 exons. The record is from RefSeq and is a predicted model, not a curated record. Gene Ontology annotation, biological process: defense response to other organism.
AAAACUUCUUAUUUCGGUACCGUUUAGACCAACAACAGUGAUUGGGUUUUCCCCUUCUAUCCUUGAUCUUCUACGCUAAAAACGCGCCGUUUUCAUCCGUUCCAACAAUGGAGGCGGCCAUAUGGAGCGAAAGCACAGAAUAGAGAAGAAGAAGAAGGAGAGAACCAGAAAAAGAUGGAAGAGAAGGCUUGUAACUUGAAAUUCUUCUGCUUCGCUAUGUAGUGCAAAAACCUUGAAGUAAAUAAAGGAGAAGUCUACGCUUAAGGGUGGGGAGAAGUCAACGCUUAAGGCUGGGGAAAAGUCUUAAACUUGGGCUGGCAAAAAUUAAAAUUGUGAUCUUUCAAACUAAACUUCCUCUUGUUUUGAUACAAUUUUGUGUUUUCUCCCUACCUCAAUCCUAGCUUGUUCUCAUAGUUUGGUUCUUUGGCUUGUAACUAUCGAUUCAUUGUUAUUCUGUAAUGGAAACUGUAACUACCAUUGGAGGUGCUAUCCUUUCCGUUUCUUUGAAGGCUCUGUUUGACAAGUUGGCCUCCCAUGACUUGCUCCAAUAUGCACGCCAGGAGAAAGUCCUUGCUGAAAUAGAGAAGUGGGAGAGCAUGCUCAGGAAAAUUUAUGCUGUGCUUGAUGAUGCAGAGGAGAAGCAGUUGACUAACCAGUUGGUAAAAAUCUGGGUUAGCGAGCUUAGAGACUUGGCUUAUGAUGUGGAGGACGUACUUGAUGAGUUUGCUACUGAGGCUUUGCGACGGAGGCUGGUAGUAAAACCUCUAGCUAUCACAAAUAAGGUGAAGAAAUCCAUACCAACUUGUUUUGGAGUAAAUCCAAGAACAGUAAAGUUCAACUCCAAGCUGCUUUCCAAGAUGGAGGAAAUUACUGCCAGAUUAGAAAAGAUCACAGCAGGAAAACACGACCUGGAUCUACGAGAGAGCACGGGAAGAAGAAGCAACCGUGUUAGAGAAAGACAGCCCUCAACGUCAUUGGUGAAUGAAGCAAAGGUUUAUGGAAGAGAAGACGAUCUGAAGGCGUUACUUGUACUACUGAAGACUGAAGUAAGUGGUGCAGAAAUUUGUGUUAUUCCUAUAAUUGGUAUGGGAGGCAUAGGCAAGACAACUCUUGCUCAACUCAUCUUUAAUGAUGCUACAUUAGACUUUGAUUUUAAGUCCUGGGUGUCUGUGGGUGAGCACUUUGAUGUUAUUGGGAUAACGAAAACAAUUCUCCAGUCAGAAGAUGGUGAUGCCAAAGAUUUAGAUUCACUUCAAGUAAAAUUGAAGGAGAAUUUAUCAGGAAAGAAAUUUUUAGUUGUCUUAGAUGACGUUUGGAGUGAGAAUUAUGAUGAUUGGACUCUCUUUUGUGGUCCUUUUGUAGCAGGGGCACCAGGAAGCAGAAUCAUAGUCACAACUCGUAAUCAAGGUGUUUCAUUAAUGAUGGGUAAUGUUCCAGCUUAUCCUCUUAAGGAGUUGUCAGAUGAUGAUUGUCUGGCUGUGUUUGCUCAACAUGCUUUGGGAGCAAAAAAUUUUGAUGCACACUCAAAAUUGGAGGAAAUAGGGAAGAAAAUUGCUAAAAGGUGUCAAGGAUUGCCUUUGGCUGCUAAGGCCCUUGGAGGCCUCUUGAGAGGUAAACUAGAUUGCAAUGUCUGGAAAGAAGUGUUGAACAGCAAGAUAUGGGAUUUACCUGAGGAAAAAAAUGGUAUACUUCCAGCUUUGCGGUUAAGCUACCAUCAUCUUCCUUCCCACUUGAAACGGUGUUUUGCUUACUGUGCAGUAUUCCCAAAGGACUACAAAUUUGACAAGAAAGAGCUGGUUUUACUUUGGAUGGCAGAAGGUUUUCUGCGACAACCAAAUGAAAUGAAGCCAAUUGAGGACUUAGGCCAUGAAUAUUUUCAUGAUUUAUUAUCAAGAUCGUUUUUUCAACAGUCUAGCAACAAGGAUACACAGUAUGUAAUGCAUGACUUGAUAAGAAACCUCGCUCGAUCUGUCAAUGAGGAAAUAUGCUUUAAUUUGGAUGAUAAGCUAGAGGGAGCAAAACCAAAUCCCAAGGUACGACAUUCAUCAUUUUCUCGUCAUGUUUGUGACAUAUCAAAAAGAUUUGAAGUCUUCAAUGAAAUGAAGAGCUUGCGGACAUUCUUGGCAUUGCCAGUCUUGCCAUCAUAUUAUCACCAAUUAAGUAGUAAGGUGUUGCAUGAAUUUGUGCCAAAAUUAAGAUGCUUAACGGUACUAUCAUUGGCUGGUUAUUGUUUUGAUGAGUUGCCAAGUUCUAUUGGUGCCUUAAAGCAUUUGCGAUACCUUAAUCUGUCUUAUAGUGAAAUUACAAUGUUACCUGAAUCAUCUAGUAAGCUCUUCAACUUGCAGACUUUGAAGUUAUGUGGGUGCCGGAAACUUACUAAGUUGCCUACAGGUAUCAGCAAUCUGAUAAACUUGAUGCAUCUUGAUAUUAGUGAUACAGAUAGUUUGCAAGAGAUGCCACCUCAUAUGGGUAAUUUGACAAAUCUCCACUCCUUUUCUAAGUUUAUAGUAGGGGAAGGCCAUGGACGUGGCAUAAUGGAGUUGAUGAAAUUAUCUCAUUUGCGUGGGGAGCUUCGUAUUACAGGGUUGCAUAAUGUGGCAAAUGUUCGGGAUUCAGAGCUUGUCAAUCUAAAGGAGAAGCAGAAUAUUGAUGCAUUAGCCUUGGAAUGGAUUGGUAACUUCCAUGGUGUGCGAAAUUUAAGGGAUGAACUACAGGUGCUCAAUUCAUUACAGCCUCAUCAAAAUCUGCACAAGCUUUCUGUUAAAUUCUACGGUGGAACAAUAUUCCCUUUGUGGAUAGGGGAUCCUAAAUUCAUUAAUAUGAUGCAUUUAGAACUCUGCAAUUGUCAAAAAAUCACCUCUCUACCACCAGUUGGACAACUACCCUUACUUAAGAAGUUGAGCAUAUUAGGCAUGGAUGGAGUAAAAGAAGUGGGCAUUGAGUUUUAUGGGGUUCGUUCUUCUUCUGCUAAAGCUUUUCCAUCUCUGGAGACUCUAACCAUAAAGAAUAUGGUGGAGUGGGAACAAUGGUCCAGUGAAGAGCUUCAACAAAUAUUUAUCAAUCUGCGUGAACUUAGGAUGAGAAAUUGUCCAAAGUUGGUUGGGAAAUUACCCAGGUUCCUUCCUUCCCUGGAAAACCUUGAUAUUUGUGAUUGCCCACAAUUAGUAGAGUUGCCUGAAAUCCUUCCAUCUCUUCGUAAACUGAAAGUUGAAAAAUGUCAAGAGAUGUUUCUUAGAAGUGCGCGUGAUCUAGUUUCCCUCACCACCUUAAAAAUUAAGAGAAUUUCAGGCCUUGUAAGUUUACAUGAAGUGCUUGUACAGGCUUUGAUUGCACUUGAAGAUCUGGAGAUUGUAGGUUGUCAUGAGUUAAUGUACUUGUGGCCAGAUGGAAGUAAUGUAAACAAAUUUGCUAGUAUGCGACGUUUAGAUAUCCAACACUGUAAGCAGCUUGUAUCAUUGGUAGGGGGAGGGGAAGGGUUUUUGCCGUGCAAUCUUGAAGUGUUGAGCAUUCAAAAGUGUGGACACCUGAACAAGCUCCCAGAUGGGCUGCACAGCCUCACAUCUCUCAGAUUUUUGAGAAUCAGUAGUUGUCCAAAGCUCGUGUCCUUUCCCACAACAGGUCUGCCAAACUCUCUUAGACAACUCAUGAUCAUGGAUUGUAAUUCUUUGGUGUCCCUACCUGAGGGAAUUAUAUGUAAUGGUAAUGAUGCCAAUGAGAUGUCUUAUCUUCAGAAUUUGGCUAUUGAAGGAUGUUCAUCUCGCAUGUCCUUUCCGAUUGGCAAGUUCCCUGAUUCAUUUAGAACUCUUACAAUUUGCUUUUGCACAAAACAAUUGUUAGAGUUGCAAAGUGAUAGGCUUUUGCAUCUAACUUACUUAGAAAUAAAAGACUGUCAUGAGCUAGAGUGUUUCCCAGAAGUGGGAUUGCCCAUCCCAACUCUUAUCUAUUUUACAAUUUCAAGGUGUGAGAAUUUGAAGUGUCUACCCAGUCAGAUGCAAAACUUGGCGUCUCUUCAAUAUUUGGAGAUAUAUGAUUGUGGAGGAAUGUUGUCCUUUCCAGAAGGAGGUUUUCCACCAAACUUAACUACGCUUCGAAUAAGGGAUUGCAAGAAUUUGAGGCAGCCAAUGUAUGAGUGGGGACUUCAUAGACUCACCUAUCUUAGAAGACUUUCAAUCAAAGGCACAAGUCCGAGUACAGAUAUUGCUUCCUUUCCUGAUAAUGGUCUUUUGCUUCCAACUUCUCUAACCUUGCUUUGGAUAGAUGGACUUAAGAACCUAAAAAGCAUAUCCAAGGGCCUCCAAAGCCUCACCUCUCUUGAAAAUUUAUGGAUUUGGAAUUGUCCUAAACUCCGUUCCUUACCAAAGGAGGGCCUCCCUGCUACACUUGGAUUCCUAGAAAUCUUAUCCUGUCCUCUUCUAAAACAAAGGUGCUUAAAUGGGAAAGGAGACUAUUGGCCCAUCAUUGCUCCCAUCCCCUGUGUUAUUAUAGAUUCGAAGUUGUCUGAGAUGCCCUUGAAUCCAUGGUUUAUGCCACAUUACUUAGUUCAAACUUGGGGUCAUGCCUAAUGGCUUUGACAUCAUAAAAAUAUUCUUUGUUGAGUGCUUUACGUAUCAUUUUGUACAACAUGCAGUUACAACUUGAAGUUUUCUUUUGAAGAUUGGUCCCUCCCGUUGUUCUCCUCUAUGUGUGGGUUCAAGCAGAGUUAUGGGCAUUCCUACUUGAUGCAUUUUCGCCUUCAAGUGUGCACUUAAGCAAGCAAACUGAACUCAGAAGUUCAUGUUUGUAGCAGAAAAAUUGAUCAAGUGGAGGAAGAAACUGUGGACAUAAAUCAAGGAGUUAUCCAAAAUGAAGCCCCAGAAACCAACCAAGAUGUAAUUGAAUUGCAAAGAAGUGAGCCCCAACAUGAGGAUCUUCCAAAAGAGUGGAGAUACCAUUGAAGUCACCGAAAGGAAGACAUAAUUGAUAGUCCGAUAGUCCAUCUCAAAGGGCGAUGAUAAGAGCUCAACUUUUUAACUUCUUUGAUAAUGUAGCCUUUGUUUCUCAUAUAUAACCUAAAACAUAUGUUGAAGCUUAAAAUAAUGAAAGCUGGAUUCAAGGUUAAUCAAUUUGGGAGAAAUAAGGUAUGAAAGCUUGUUCCUAGACUUUUACAGAAUAAUUACCUUUCAUUGUUCAAUUGAUGAAUUCUGCAGAGUUUUAUUCUUCUUCUUUUCCCGUUCCUAUCUAUCUGUAAGCUUGUGAUAAAACCUUAACAAAUAAUUACAUUUCACAAUCCAGUUGAAGAAUUCUGCAGUUUUCUUUUGUUAUUCUCUCCUUAAUUUUUUUAAAUUAGAUGAACUAUUUAUAUUUCUGUCCUAUUUUUAUUGUCAGCAAUAACUGGCUUAAGUAAAAUCAUGUAUCACUGGGAACCAAACCGUAGUUUGCUAGUACCCUGAGCAUCUGUAAGCAAAAAUUUGGUGUAGCUUCAACUGUUUUAUGUUACAUUCCAUCCUGUGAUACAAUGGUGAAGUGACAAAAGUUAACAAUUUCAGGUUAUAGAGUAGAUUCCAAUAGUUGCUUUUCCCUAACCUAUUUGUUCCUUAUUUAAUUUCUGAGGAGACUUCCUUUGAAUGUUAUUAAUUCUAAUUGUUUUAUAACCAAAUUACUGGAAACAAACAAGAAAAAAUAACUCACAAAUAUAAACCCAAAACCAUGCAUAACAUUUUCUAUUGGAUUGUUAUAUUUUUCAUAUGUUGGGGCGAGCACAAAUUUAAAUCUUUAAUUUUCAUUUCCAGGUUUCUACUCAAAUCUUUUGUGCUAGUGUUUUGUAUUCUCUUGCUGAGGAAUUGAUAACACCUCAGGACUUCUCAAAUUUACACCCGCCAUUGCAAUAAUUGGAUAUAUUGCUUCACUCCUGUAACCUGUAAAGAUUCAGGCUUGUGGAUAAUCUUUAGCGUUUUGGAAAACUUUUGCUAAACAAGUUUACCUUGUAAGCCUGCAAAAUGGGAAUCUUGUGCCAGAGGACAAGAUAGAGAAAGCACUGGAAAUUAUAACCAACACUUGCUGGGACAUUGAGGCUGUGAAGAUCACAUAUUAGAAUUGUAUGAGUUUGCAGGUUUGGGUGGGACAACUUCUCAAGAGCAGAGAUGUAUAAUCAAACAAGGAUGGAGAGGAGAGGCCUAUGGCUAGCCCUAGCCACAGGCCAGGUUUGACCUAGAAGGGUGGUCAAGAGUUCUCGGUUCCUGCACGAAACCGGGACCUCCUGGGUGGUUAAGGGUCCUAGCCCCAAACCUGAACCAGAGUGGACCGGAAUUGCUAAUGUCAAAAAUUUCAUCAUCUUCUCACUUGUUGGAUCAACUGGGUUUCUGGCUGAUCAAAAGUGAACUCUUUUAUCCUGUUGUGUGCUUGCAACUUGAUGCCAUGUCUUCCCUGCUCUCUAGUGUUCAUGAAUUUCUUAGAGGUACUUGGCCAUUUGAAUCAAAUAAUAGGUGCACAGGGAGAUGAACAAGGCAUUGAAGACCAACUCAGAAGUAGAUACAUAACCUUGUUUUUGUAUUAAUUUUAUAAUUAAUGGAAGGAGAAAUUUUGCUGUGGGUGAAA